Molecule: messenger RNA, 2400 nt
Organism: Neogale vison (American mink)
Lineage: Eukaryota; Metazoa; Chordata; Mammalia; Carnivora; Mustelidae
Gene: PRPF3
Product: pre-mRNA processing factor 3
Exons: 16
Coding region: 137-2188 (683 amino acids)
Biological process (GO): mRNA splicing, via spliceosome
Cellular component (GO): U4/U6 x U5 tri-snRNP complex
Source: RefSeq, a predicted model, not a curated record
GGCGGUAGCGACGGCAGGCCGUAGGGCGGUCGGAGGGUUUCCGGUUCCGGUGUAACGUUCGGGCUCCGUCUCAGGGGCUGAAGUUUGUGAGGUGCAGUACUGAAUCCCAUUUGAGCUACCCCCUUUUUCCUGAAGAAUGGCACUUUCUAAGAGGGAGCUGGAUGAGCUGAAACCAUGGAUAGAGAAGACAGUGAAGAGGGUGCUGGGCUUCUCAGAGCCCACAGUGGUCACAGCAGCACUGAACUGUGUGGGGAAGGGCAUGGACAAGAAGAAGGCAGCUGACCAUCUGAAACCUUUUCUUGAUGAUUCUACUCUCCGAUUUGUGGACAAACUAUUUGAGGCUGUGGAGGAAGGCCGAAGCUCUAGACAUUCCAAGUCUAGCAGUGACAGGAGCAGAAAAAGAGAGCUGAAGGAAGUGUUUGGUGAUGACUCUGAGAUCUCCAAGGAAUCAUCAGGAGUAAAGAAGCGACGGAUACCCCGUUUUGAGGAGGUGGAAGAAGAGCCUGAAGUGAUCCCUGGACCUCCCUCAGAAAGUCCUGGUAUGCUAACUAAGCUCCAGAUCAAACAGAUGAUGGAGGCAGCUACACGGCAAAUCGAGGAGAGGAAAAAGCAGCUGAGCUUCAUUAGCCCCCCUACUCCUCAGCCAAAGACUCCUUCUUCCUCCCAACCAGAGCGACUUCCAAUUGGCAACACUAUUCAGCCCUCCCAGGCUGCCACUUUCAUGAAUGAUGCCAUUGAGAAGGCAAGGAAAGCAGCUGAAUUACAAGCCCGCAUCCAAGCCCAGCUGGCACUGAAGCCAGGGCUCAUUGGCAAUGCCAACAUGGUGGGCCUGGCCAAUCUCCAUGCCAUGGGCAUUGCUCCCCCGAAGGUGGAGUUAAAAGAUCAAACUAAACCUACACCACUGAUUCUCGAUGAGCAAGGCCGGACUGUGGAUGCAACUGGCAAGGAGAUCGAGCUGACGCACCGCAUGCCUACUCUGAAGGCCAAUAUUCGUGCUGUGAAGAGGGAACAAUUCAAACAACAGCUAAAAGAAAAGCCAUCUGAAGACAUGGAGUCUAAUACCUUUUUUGACCCCCGAGUCUCAAUUGCCCCUUCCCAGCGCCAGAGACGCACUUUUAAAUUCCACGACAAGGGCAAAUUUGAGAAGAUUGCCCAGCGGUUACGGACAAAGGCUCAACUGGAGAAGCUGCAGGCAGAGAUCUCACAGGCAGCUCGAAAAACUGGCAUCCAUACUUCAACUAGGCUGGCCCUCAUUGCUCCCAAAAAAGAGCUAAAGGAAGGAGAUAUCCCUGAAAUUGAGUGGUGGGACUCUUACAUCAUCCCCAAUGGCUUUGACCUUACAGAGGAAAAUCCCAAGAGAGAAGAUUAUUUUGGAAUCACAAAUCUUGUUGAACACCCAGCCCAACUCAAUCCUCCAGUUGAUAAUGACACACCAGUUACUCUGGGGGUAUAUCUUACUAAGAAGGAACAGAAGAAACUUCGAAGGCAAACAAGGAGGGAAGCACAGAAGGAACUACAAGAGAAAGUCAGGCUGGGCCUGAUGCCUCCUCCAGAACCCAAAGUGAGAAUUUCAAAUUUGAUGCGAGUAUUAGGAACAGAAGCUGUUCAAGACCCCACGAAGGUAGAAGCCCAUGUCAGAGCUCAGAUGGCAAAAAGACAGAAAGCGCAUGAAGAGGCCAACGCUGCCCGAAAACUUACAGCAGAACAGAGAAAGGUCAAGAAAAUUAAAAAGCUUAAAGAAGACAUUUCACAGGGGGUACACAUAUCUGUAUAUAGAGUUCGAAAUUUGAGCAACCCAGCCAAGAAGUUCAAGAUUGAGGCCAAUGCUGGGCAGCUGUACCUGACAGGGGUGGUGGUACUGCACAAGGAUGUCAACGUGGUAGUAGUGGAAGGGGGCCCCAAGGCCCAGAAGAAAUUUAAGCGUCUCAUGCUGCAUCGGAUAAAGUGGGAUGAGCAGACGGCGAGCACAAAGGGAGAUGAUGAUGAGGAAUCUGAUGAAGAAGCUGUGAAGAAAACCAACAAAUGUGUACUAGUCUGGGAGGGUACAGCCAAAGACCGGAGCUUUGGAGAGAUGAAGUUCAAACAGUGCCCUACAGAGAACAUGGCUCGAGAGCACUUCAAAAAGCAUGGGGCUGAACACUACUGGGACCUUGCACUGAGCGAAUCUGUGUUGGAGUCCACCGACUGAAACUACUGCGAGCCCUUGCCUCUCCCCUCCUGCCUUUGUCUCUUCAGUCCUCUUAUUCCACUUCCCAACCCAGUCCUAUUUGUGUGUGUGAUCUCAGAACUGUGCCAAGCUGACAUUGGGUCAAAGGGAAAACCCCUUAGUCCCUUCCCCAGUCAGCCUGGUGCUGCCCUUUAUUCCCCUUAUGUGCAUAUGAUUAAAGAGUUAUUUUUAAA